This is a messenger RNA of Salvelinus namaycush (lake trout), 4975 nucleotides long. Its product is annotated as protein FAM13A-like. Gene Ontology annotation, biological process: signal transduction. The coding region runs from base 1 to 3156 and encodes 1051 amino acids. NCBI's taxonomy places the organism in Eukaryota, Metazoa, Chordata, Actinopteri, Salmoniformes, Salmonidae. The record is from RefSeq and is a predicted model, not a curated record. The transcript has 21 exons.
AUGGGGGCAGGAGCGCUCACCAUCUGUCACAACAAGGCUGCGGUACAGAUCAAGCAAGACAUGAAGAAGAUGGUCCAGUUGCCCAUGCUGAGGGGGACCUCCAGGGGACCUCGAGGAGUGGAGGCCAGGGGCGCUAGGCUGUUCGGCGUGUCCCUGCUGGAGCUCAGGGAGCUGGGCCUCGUGAAGGAUGGCGUGCCCCUGGUGGUGCGGAGCAUGGUAGAGUUCCUACGAGAACAUGCUCUUCAUCAUGAGGGUCUGUUCAGGGUCAACGGUAAUGUACGGGCGGUGGAGGGGCUGAAACAGCGGCUGGAGAACGGUGAGGACGUGGACUUCCUGGUUGAGGCGGAUGUGUGUACAGUGGCCAGCUUGUUCAAACAGUACCUCAGGGACCUGCCAGAAGGCCUGGUAGACUCCACCGUACAGCCUGCCCUUAUAAAGCAGCACCAGGAGUCCAGUGAGGAUGGUUUCUGCUCAGACCUGAGGGUCUUACUCCACCAGUUGCCAGACGUCCACUACGGCCUCCUACAGUACCUCUGUCUCUUCCUCACCCAGGUGGACCAGCGCCACAGGGAGAACCGCAUGACCGCUCUCAAUCUGGCAACUGUCUUCGGCCCCAAUGUCUUCCAUGUGUCCUCUGGGUUCGAUGGGAUCCAGGAGCAGAACAUCUGUAAUAAGAUCAUGGCAAAGCUGAUCCAGAACUACAGCAGCAUAUUCAACAACAACCACCAAGAUGACGACCAUAAAGAAGAGCACUGUGUCUUCAAUAGAGAUGGAGACAGAGGAGAAUACAUAGAGGAAUCUCUACCCUCUAACAUCAUCAUUGUUAAAGUGAGGAAAGUAAAGCGUGAGACAGCAACGGUGCUCCGAGCUGUGCCCCUUCCCAGUCUCUCUCCUGGGCUGCCCUCUGUGAGGCCCCUGGUCCUUCCCGUUCCCCUGGCUCCGGAGGUGAGGAGCCCCAGCCCUGAGAGGAUGGAGCUGACCCCACCGGGGGCCCCACAGGACCCUCAGGGACCAGCCACGGACGCCUGGGACGUCAGCGCAGUCAAGACCAUGGAGGUCCUGAACAGCAACCACCUCUCAUCUGUCCAGUGUAGCUCUGACCUGACUAAUGUUCUGGAGAGGACCAUCAGGUCGGCAGUGGAGCAGCAUCUCUUCGAUGUGCACAUGUGCGGAGGAGGUCAAAGUACGACGGAGGAUUCCGAGUCGACCGGGUGCUCCUCGUCGCCCGAGGUAACCCCGACGGCACGGCAGAGACGUCGGCACCAGAGGGAGCAGGAAGAGGCUCAGAGACACCGGGACAGGAGCAGAUCCUCGUCUCUGAGGGAAGGAGACAUCAACAAGGAGAACAUCCCAGCGGCCGGCAGCGUUAGCGGAACUAGCAGCUGUGGCGUUAGCGUGGGUGAGGAAGGAGUAAGGAGUGACUACCAGACUAGCCAGGGAGGGCUCCACCACGAGGGCCCCAGACCCAGGAAGUCUAAACACUGCCACCAGAGCCCCACGCUUGGCCAGCUUAGUGACAACCAGGACCCCCACGCGCUAGAAGAAUGCAUAUCAAGAGUACAUGACAAAGCCGGGACAAACAACAUGGAGUCAUCAGACAACCGAAAUGGCAGUCAAAGAAAGGACCCCAGUCGUCCUCUAACUCCUUCAUGGACACGACUCAGUAGUAUGAAGAUCCAGGAGCUGCCUAGUAGCUGUGAAACGGCCGACAGGAGGGGGGUCAUCGGCCGGAGUUCGGACCAGGAAUGUGGCGAGGACGUACCCCGCUUGGACCUGUCAGCGCUGACCGACGAUAACAACUGGGGAGAGCCAGUCCCGGCCUACUCGUCGUGGCAACGGGAGAGUAUGGACAGCGAGGAGGCGUGCAUUUCGCCCCAAGUGGAGGGCCGCCUGAUUCGCCAGCUGAUUGAAGAGGACAGCGACCCCAUGCUGUCCCCCCGUUUCCACGCCUACGGUCAUUGCCAGCAGUACAUAGAUGACACCGAGGUGCCACCCUCGCCGCCCAAUGCACACUCCUUUGCCAGUCGGAGAAGGAGUUCCUCUCUGGGCUCCUGCGGUGACGACGACCAGCAAGAGCUGACCUCAGUCCAGCUCUCCAAGAAGAUCCACGGUCUCAAGAGGAAGAUCCACAAGUACGAGGAGAAGUUUGAGGAGGAGCGCAAAUACAGGCCCUCACACAGUGACAAGGCUGACAACCCAGAGGUCCUGAAGUGGAUGAAUGAACUGGCCAAGCUCCGCAAAGACCUGAAAGAGCACAAGCUCCACAAGUCUGAGGAGGACCUCCCUCCGCUGACCCGCCAACGCAGCAACACCCUGCCCAAGAGCUUUGGCUCCCAGCUGGAGAAGAAGCCCCAACAGGAGAAGGCGCCCAAGCCCCCGGUAGAGAACACCCUGGAGGGCGUCCAGAACAAGCUGCAGGAGAAGAGGGACGAGGUGGGGCGCCCCGAGGACGUCAAGGAUAUGACCCGGGAGCAGAUUGGCGCUGAGAAGGUGGCCUUACAGAAGGCUCUCCUGUACUACGAAGGCAUCCACGGUAGACCAGUUACCAAGACUGAGAGACAGAUCAUGAAGCCGCUGUACGACAGAUACCGCCUGGUCAAACAGAUCCUCUGCAGAGCUUCCACCAUCCCCGUCAUUGCCUCCCCCUCCAGCAAACGCAGAGGUCCUCUACUUCAGCCCAUUAUCGAGGGCGAAGCCGCGCUCUUCUUUGACGACAUCAAGGAAGAGGAGGAUGGCUCUGAGGAUGACUCUGAGUCCAACAACAAGCCCCAGUGCCAGAUCACAGGGACAGUGCGUCCAGACUUCAGUAUGCUGGGCUUCCUGGACCAGCUGGAGGAGGAGACGGACGGCUUCAUCUCGCCCGUAGACGAGCUCUCGCCCUCCAAGAACACCACCGACAUGCGUCUGUCCAACCUGCAUUCGGCCACCAUGCCGGAACUAGUGGAGCAGCUACAAGAUGCCCGGGAGGAGAAAAAGAGAAUCCGCAAGAACCUAAGAGAGUUUGAAGAUCAAUUCUUCAGGCAAAACGGCAGAAACGUGCAGAAGGAAGACCGCUCCCCUUUGGCGGUAGAGUAUAACGAAUACAAGCACAUCAAAGCCAAGCUUAAGCUGAUAGAGGUUCUCAUCAGCAAAGGAGAUGCCUCUAAGUUCCUCUAAAGAAAAUAAAACAUCAAAGACUGACAGAGGAAUGAAUGAGGCUCCGUCUCAAUAAGAGAUGGACCACACCAGCCCAUGGAAAGGAAAACCAUCCAUAGCAAAACAGAUACACCUCAUCAUCCCUCACAAUAUUUGUAUUUUCUUUCUUGUGCCAAUUGUGCCAUAGACACAUUUGGCUUCAGGAGAUGCCAACAUGUUGCCCCCUGAUGAAUCCCAACUGUAGAAGGGAAACGGUAUGGCUUAGUUACUGACCUGAGAGGAGUUGGAACUGACAUGUAGGUGCUGCCCUGGAGGCUACUCCAUCUUGUCUGUUGUUUCCCUCGUAGAGAAGAAGAACCCCGGAACUCAAAAUGUCAGGCAUCUUUGAAUGAAUACUAACCUAACGUAGCAGGCCUUAAAAGACGCCUGAGCAGAGUCCCCACAUCGGUUUUUCAGAGAAGUGGAGGAAAAUACUGUAUCCCUGAAAACCGGAAACAUCCGCAUUUUCCUGCCCCCGCAGAGUGGACCAAAACCAACCUUUUUUCAAAGGAAUAUAUUUUUAUUUUUUUUGUGCAUCUUGAUAUUGAUUGAUACCAAGAACUACCCUACAUUGAAUAGUCAUCACUAAUUUAAAGUAUACAUUUACGAAGAGUGUUGUAUUGAUUUAAUUUAUUUUUCUUCCUUUGAAUGUUUAUAUGGUAGUUCAUAUAGACUUUUAUAUUGGAUUUUUUUUUAAGUCUUAAAAUGUGGAGUAUAACAUUAGAUUUGGGAUUAUGUACUUUAAGGUAUUGCCAUUUUGAGAAACAAGAUUUUGUAAUCAGAAAAAUUAAAUGAGGGGAUUGUGUAUUUUUGUAAGGGAGACAGACAGUUACAUGCAAACAACCAAUCAGAGAGCCAGUCUAGCAGAGUUCAGCCAAUUUAUGGAUUUUUUAAAUGUAACUCAUGAUUGGUGCCAUAUGCCACAUUCACGUGCAAGUCGGAACUAGGAAACUCUGAAAUUUUCGACUUGCAAACUAGUUGAACGCUGCACAUGUAUAAAUACAACCAGUUAGCAAGUUGAACAUUUCUGACUUUCCUAGUUCCGACUAGCACGUGAACGCGGCAAUAAUCUCAAUGUUAACCUAGGAAAAACACACUUGUUGUCAUCAUCAAUGCUUAUAUUUGUUUGUUUCCAGAAAUUGUGUGUAUUUUUAGCAAAGCUAUGAGGAAAUGUCAGAGGAGUGUUCAUUUGUUUAAACUGAGAACUAGAAUGCAGAACAAAUAGUCUAUGAUCCAAAGAAAAUGACUCAGAUUGCAUACCAAAAUAGUGUAGUGGAUCAAUGUAUACAAUUUCAUGAAUUAUUGUGAUCAUGGUCGUCAGUCACUUAUGAAUUUGACUGCUUGUAUAUUAUUUUGCAUUGGUGUGUUUUCUUUUCCUAUUCACUUUGUGUGAAGUAAGCUAUCCUGUCUUGAAAUCUGUGGUAUAUUUUUGCUCGCACUUUUCAACACCAACAAGGGUCAUUUUGUGUGGAACAUCCAUCCUUAAAGAAAAGUCCCAAUAACUAUCAAAAUGGCCACCAAUCCCCAACGCAGAACCUUCAAUACUCAACCAAGGCAUGCUGCUUUCUUUAUGUAGGUAUUUUAUCAUAGCCUAUUUGUUCCUUGUAAAUAUGGAUCCAGAUCUAUGUUUACAUUGCUAAGUGAGCAAGUACAUUUUUCCUUUUUUCUCCAAAAUGGAUCAUUUUAACAGUGUGACUUUCGUUUUUAUUGAAUGUAAAACACUGGUGGACAUAAUGAAUUAUGGGUGUGUACAUUUUAGUACAUAAAUUGUAUAUAUAAAACCAAACAUAUUUUUACUGAG